Messenger RNA from Mangifera indica (mango), 2124 nucleotides. RefSeq names its product cell division protein FtsZ homolog 2-1, chloroplastic. Lineage: Eukaryota; Viridiplantae; Streptophyta; Magnoliopsida; Sapindales; Anacardiaceae. The coding region runs from base 263 to 1705 and encodes 480 amino acids. The transcript has 8 exons. Gene Ontology annotation, biological process: chloroplast fission. Gene Ontology annotation, cellular component: chloroplast; cytoplasm. The record is from RefSeq and is a predicted model, not a curated record. Gene Ontology annotation, molecular function: GTPase activity; GTP binding.
AGCUAUUUGGUUGUUAAUUAUCGCAUAAUUUUUGUUGUUUUCUCUAAAGAUUCAUUUCGUUUUAUCAACAAAACCCUCUGCUCUACUUCCACAUUUUCCACUCAAUUACUACAACCCAAUUCCUUAUUUCUCUUCUCUUCCAUUCUGUUAACUCUCUCAGGUGCUGGAACUGGAAAUUUAAGCCAUUUGGAAAUCUAGUAUUAUUGGUAAUAUUUAAAUUAACUUACCUUUUAGAUUUGAGUAUUACCAGUAUAAGAUUAAAAUGGCGACUUGUAUCACACCUUCUGAUAUCAGAACAAUUGGCGUUCUGACUGGUUUUGGAGGAAGAGUGUGUAUGGACAAUCACUUGGGAAGAGUUAAUUGUUUGAAAUUGUCUGAUAAUCGGAAUGGGUAUCUGGGUUGCAGCCAAAAAUCAAGUUUGUUUCAGUUUAAAUGUUCAGCAAGAUCGCAAAAUGUCAGUUCCUAUCACAGUAAAGACCCUUUUCUCAAUGUGCACCCGGAAGUUUCAAUGCUUAGAGGAGAGGGGAGCAAUACAAUUAGCAGCCCGCGAAAGGAUAAUUCAAGUGGAAAUGUCCCUGAGACCCUCGGAAACACAUCUAGUCCAAGUAAUUUUAAUGAAGCUAAGAUCAAAGUUAUUGGGGUUGGUGGUGGUGGAUCAAAUGCAGUUAAUCGCAUGAUAGAGAGUGCAAUGCAGGGUGUGGAGUUCUGGAUUGUCAACACUGAUGUCCAGGCCAUGAGGAUGUCACCUGUUUUUCCUGAGAAUCGUUUACAAAUUGGUCGGGAGUUAACUAGGGGUCUUGGAGCUGGUGGAAAUCCUGAGAUUGGCAUGAAUGCUGCCAAAGAAAGCAAAGAAUCUAUAGAAGAGGCACUUUAUGGUUCUGACAUGGUCUUUGUUACGGCAGGAAUGGGAGGAGGAACUGGUACUGGUGGGGCUCCUGUGAUUGCAGGAGUUGCAAAGUCAAUGGGUAUAUUGACUGUUGGUAUUGUCACAACCCCUUUUUCUUUUGAGGGAAGAAGAAGGGCAGUUCAAGCCCAAGAAGGAAUUGCAGCUCUCAGAGAUAAUGUUGACACACUGAUUGUCAUUCCAAAUGACAAGUUAUUAACUGCAGUCUCCCAAUCUACCCCGGUAACAGAGGCAUUUAAUUUGGCUGAUGAUAUUCUUCGACAAGGGGUUCGUGGUAUCUCGGAUAUAAUCACGAUUCCAGGGCUAGUAAAUGUGGAUUUUGCUGAUGUACGAGCUAUAAUGGCAAACGCAGGUUCUUCAUUGAUGGGAAUAGGAACUGCAACUGGGAAGACGAGAGCUAGAGAUGCUGCAUUAAAUGCCAUUCAAUCACCUUUACUAGAUAUUGGUAUAGAGAGGGCUACUGGAAUUGUUUGGAACAUUACUGGUGGAAGUGAUUUGACCUUGUUCGAGGUAAAUGCUGCAGCUGAGGUUAUAUAUGACCUUGUGGAUCCAACUGCAAAUUUGAUAUUUGGAGCAGUUAUAGAUCCAUCGCUUAGUGGUCAAGUAAGUAUAACUCUAAUUGCUACCGGUUUCAAACGCCAAGAAGAAAGUGAAGGGAGGCCUCUGCAGGCGAGUCAAUUAACACAGGGAGAUGUUGCCUUUGGAAUAAGUAGGCGGCCUUCCUCUUUUAUUGAAGGUGGUUCUGUGGAGAUCCCUGAGUUCCUGAAAAGGAAAGGGCGGUCACGCUAUCCAAGAGCUUGAAUCGUUAUGUUUCAUAUAUACAAAUCUUUGAUGGUCUGCCCUUAUUUUAUUUUAUUUAUUUUACAUACUACAAGUAGUUGUUUAUCUCUAAGAUAGCUUAUCCAGUUGUUUGCAGCAUAGCCUCUGGUGCUAGGAUCUUUGGUUAUAAUCGUCCCAAAUAUUUCAGUAAGUUAGAGAUUUAUCAAGUUAGAGCAUAGCCUCUGCUUUAUAUAACUAGCCACUGUAAAAAUCUCUUGUUAUAUUUGUCCCAUAUAUUUCAAUAAGUUUGAGAAAUUAUCAAGCUAGACCUUGUGGCAGCAGCAUAUUCGAAUAAGUAGCCAAGCUUGUAAAGAUGUAGCUGAGGAGGAGAUGGACCUCUGGUUGAAACAUUCAUAUUUGCACAUGAAUCUUCAAAGGGAAAUACUUUUUUGGAUUGUUCA